UGAAAAUUAAAUAAACAUUUUACUCAACUGCGUUACCCACUCCAGUCAGCAGAUGGCGGUCUGGGAAUUUAUGGUUAUGCUGUUGGUGUGACGUAUAAUCUAGUGGACGGAACGCUUCUUUCAUCAGCAGCAACAGCUCGUCAGACACCUCGGUAGCUUGCUAGACAAAAUAGCCGAACCAAUAAAGCUCUUUAGACGCUUUCGUGUAUAUUAGCCACUGUGUUUUAAACCCACUUCUGUCGUCUAGUUAGUUAUCCGAUUUAAUUUCAUAUUUACGGUGUUGUUAUUGUUCAGCUAGCGGGGUGGUUAAGUUAGCAUUAGCCUAGCUAACAUCCCCGACCAUGCGGUCACUAAGCUACUCUCCUUCUAAUGAAGAGAAGGAUAUCACAGUAAAACAAGAAGUAGAGAGUGGGGCCUUUACUGUGAAAGAAGAGGAGGACUCGUUCAGAGUGAAAGAGGAGGAUGCAGUUUAUGGCGUGAAAGAGGAGGGGGAGGAGAUGACUGUUACAUCGAAAAAGGAGGAGGAGGGAGAAGAGGAGGAACCUGGAUAUCUGGGCCCGUUUUCCCAAACGCAUCUUAAGGCAUCCAAUGGUUCUAACGAAGAAUUUAGCCAUAAGAUGGUUUUGAGAAACCGUUCCCUGAUUAACACUGGAGAGAGACGUGACUAUCGUGGAUCCUCUGGGGAGCCUCAACAACCUCAUGAUGCUGAGGAGACAGAGAAGAGUCUCUCCAGAUCAGAACACCUCAAUAAACACCCGCAGAGACCCACAGGGAAGAAAUCUCACUGCUGCUCUGACUGUGGGAAGAGAUUCACAACAUCAGGCAUUAAAAUUCAUCAGAGAACACACACAGGAGAGAAAUCUUAUAGCUGUGGUCAACGUGGGAAGAGAUUUUCUACAUCUGGCAACCUGACUCAACACCAGAGAACACACACAGGAGAGAAACCUUAUAGCUGUGAUCAAUGUGGGAGGAGAUUUGCUACAUCUGGCAACCUGACUCAACACCAAAGAACACAUACAGGAGAGAAAUCUUAUAGCUGUGGUCAAUGUUGGAGGAGUUUUACAACAUUAAUCUCUCUGAAAGUACACCAGAGAACACACACAAGAAAGAAACGUUAUAGCUGUGAUCAAUGUGGGAAGAGAUUUUCUACAACUGGCCACCUGACUCAACACCAGAGAACACACACAGGAGAGAAACCUUGUAGCUGUGAUCAAUGUGGGAAGAGAUCUGGCAAAAUGACUCUACACCAGAGAAAACACACAGGAGAGAAACAUUAUAGCUGUGAUCAGUGUGGGAGGAGAUUUGCUUCAUCUGGCAACCUGACUCGACACCAGAGAACACACACAGGAGAGAAACCUUAUAGCUGUGUUCAAUGUGUGAGGAGAUUUGCUACAUCUGGCAACCUGACUCGACACCAGAGAACACACACAGGAGAGAAACCUUAUAUCUGUGGUAAAUGUGGGAGGAGAUUUAGUCGAUCUGGAGAUCUGACAGUGCACAAGAGAACACACACAGGAGAGAAACCUUAUAGCUGUGGUCAAUGUGGGAAGAGAUUUGCUUCAUCUGGCUCUCUGACUCUACACCAGAGAACACACACAGGAGAGAAACCUUAUAGCUGUGGUCAAUGUGGGAAGAGAUUUGCUUCAUCUGGCUAUCUGACUCUACACCAGAGAACACACACAGGAGAGAAACCUUAUAGCUGUGGUCAAUGUGGGAGGAGUUUUUGUCGAUCUGGAGAUCUGACAGUGCACAAGAGAACACACACAGGAGAGAAACCUUAUAGCUGUGGUCAAUGUGGAAAAGGUUUUAGUCAAUCUGGCUCUCUGGCUCAACACCAGAGAACACACAGGAUUGAAAUCUCAUAGCUGUGACCAGAGAUAAUCUGAUAAAUGAUCUCUGAUCAAAUAUUAGAAAAUACAUACAUGAAGUAGUUGUUCCAUGAUUUCAAUGAAUUAAUGUCACAAUGUAGAAUUUUUUAACAUUGUAGUAGGCGUAUUGUAAUGAUUUCACAAUGUAGAAGCCUAAACGUGUGCCCACUUGGAUCAAAUCAAAGAAGAAGGAUGAGGUGAGAAGAAAGAGGCGAGGAGAAGAAAAGAAUGGAACAGAAGGAGAGAAGAAAAAGGGGACGGAAGAAGAAGAAGGUGGAGGAGCUGAGAAGAGGGAGAAGGGGACAGU
Oncorhynchus mykiss (rainbow trout) is the source of this 2175-nucleotide messenger RNA. Lineage: Eukaryota; Metazoa; Chordata; Actinopteri; Salmoniformes; Salmonidae. The record is from RefSeq and is a predicted model, not a curated record.